AUGUUUAGCGCUCGGGCUAUGACAAAGGUGAUAUCGUAUGGGGAUGUCGCCAUUAGCUUCGUUUUUCCGUCACCUAACAUCUCAACGACCGUGUCGUACUGGACUGGGAUAUAUCCCACGGUGACUGGACCAGAGCCAUCGGACCUGCAAACCAUACCUUUGACGACACGGACUGAGCGCCAGACCCCAAUCUCCGCUCUGCCAUCCUUUGAGAUCUUCUCAUCCCGAUCCAGACGUUUCAAGACGGUAGUGACGACAGUGUUCGAAGACGAGGAUGAAGAUACGACGUCACUUGCGAAGCGUCAGGACAUUCCAAUCAGUGCUGUCGUGCCUACCCCGACCUUGGAAACAACAAUACUUGCGACAACGACCGUCGCUAUUCCGGAUGCACCAGGACCUUCAUCGUGCGGUGAGUCGGGCAACUUCACGCUGACUUUCGAUGACACGGUCACUGGAGACGAUGACAACACUAUACUGCUCGUUGCCAGCGGUAUGAAGAACCCCUACCACCACCUCUUCUACGGCAACGGAUACACGUACGUACCCGACAUGUGGGAGCCAUACCCCGCAAUCUCGCAACCAAACAUCGCCAUGUUCCUGCCUCUGACCGGGCGGCUCCUUCCCAACACGCCCUUCGCAGGCACGAUGCUUCCCGGCGAACUCGGCGCCGGACCACGAGCUUCAGUCAACGCCUACUGGUUCAACGCGUACUCCGCCCACUUUGGCUGCGCACUCAACGGCCUCACACCCUGCACAUUGCGCAUAUCGGGCUAUCGCUACGACACCACUCUCCAACAAGAAGUGCUCGUCGCAGAACAAAACGCGACUAUCCCGGCUUGCUGGGGCUACAUCAACUGCCGCCUCACGCAGAUCUUCUUCAACGACGACUUCCGCGCACUGUCUGGUAUCCAGUUCAAUGCCUACACAUACAAUCUGGGUAUACCGCAAGUGCACAUGAUGGAUGAUCUGCAGAUGGAAUGGUACAACAACACCUGUUCGGCGGGUAUACUACGGAUAGGACACAGCUAG
Messenger RNA from Alternaria hordeiaustralica, 1029 nucleotides. RefSeq lists its product as uncharacterized. The record is from RefSeq and is a predicted model, not a curated record. Lineage: Eukaryota; Fungi; Ascomycota; Dothideomycetes; Pleosporales; Pleosporaceae. The transcript has a single exon. The coding region runs from base 1 to 1029 and encodes 342 amino acids.